Messenger RNA from Oncorhynchus masou masou (cherry salmon), 483 nucleotides. Its product is annotated as fibrillin-2-like. Gene Ontology annotation, molecular function: calcium ion binding. The annotation marks the transcript as partial. The transcript has 3 exons. NCBI's taxonomy places the organism in Eukaryota, Metazoa, Chordata, Actinopteri, Salmoniformes, Salmonidae. The record is from RefSeq and is a predicted model, not a curated record.
ACGUGCGGUCUGAGUACUGUUACCUGACGUGGGAAGAGGACUCGUGUGCCAAGCCCGUGCCCGGCCGUUUCCGCAUGGACGCCUGUUGCUGCACGAUGGGCGCCGCCUGGGGGAAAGAGUGCGAGGCGUGCCCCCUGCCUGGCACUUCCGAGUAUGACGCCCUCUGCCCCCGAGGCCCAGGCUUCGCCAACCGAGGAGACGUCCUCACCGGAAGGCCCUUCUAUAAAGACAUCAAUGAGUGUAAGGUGUUCCCCAGAAUGUGUGUCCAUGGAAAGUGUCGCAACACCAUAGGCAGUUUCAGGUGCCACUGCGCCGGAGGAUUUUCCCUCGAUAUGGAAGAACGCAACUGCACAGACAUAGAUGAGUGUCGUAUCUCUCCGGACCUGUGUGGCCAAGGGGUUUGUGUCAACACUCCGGGUAGUUUUGAGUGUGAGUGUUCCGAGGGCUAUGAGAGUGGCUUCAUGAUGAUGAAGAACUGCAUGG